Microcebus murinus (gray mouse lemur) is the source of this 744-nucleotide messenger RNA. Its product is annotated as lysozyme-like protein 1. Lineage: Eukaryota; Metazoa; Chordata; Mammalia; Primates; Cheirogaleidae. Gene Ontology annotation, molecular function: lysozyme activity. The record is from RefSeq and is a predicted model, not a curated record.
UAAAGGAAGGUUCUUAAGCAAAGAAGGGGCUCACUCGUGCCUUGGAAGAGUCAGACAUGGCUUUGCCGGAUGCGGGAAGCUCUUGUGAGCUGCCAGUCACUGACUGAGUUCUGUCCCCAACAGGCUUCGGGGAUGAAGGCUGCAGGGGUCCUGGCCCUGAUCGGCUGUCUGGUCACAAGCACGGAGUCCAAGGUCUACACGCGCUGCAAACUGGCAAAAAUAUUUUCAAGGGCUGGCCUGGACAAUUACGCGGGCUUUAGCCUUGGAAACUGGAUCUGCAUGGCGUACUACGAGAGCGGCUACAACACCACCGCGCAGACCACGCUGGACGACGGCAGUGUCGACUACGGCAUUUUUCAGAUAAACAGUUUCACGUGGUGCAGAUACGAAAAGGUGCAAGAGAAGAACCACUGUCACGUUGCCUGCUCAGCCUUGAUCACGGACGACCUCACCGAUGCAAUUAUUUGUGCCAAGAAAAUCAUUAAAGAGACGCAAGGGAUGAACUAUUGGCAGCGCUGGAAGAAGCACUGUGAGGGCAGAGACCUGUCCGAGUGGAAGAAAGGGUGUGAGGUCUCGUAGAGUGGAACUGGGCCCUCCGUGCGCCGCGACGGCCCGUGGGGUUGUCAUGGAUGUCAGCACGCUCCUGUCAUCGCAUCCCCUUUCCCCCAAUAUUCCUUCUCAAAGCUAGAGAGGGAAAGUUAAGUUAUAUUGUAAGGCAAUAAAUAUUUCAUUUAAAUGUCUUCA